This is a messenger RNA of Arabidopsis thaliana (thale cress), 1060 nucleotides long. RefSeq names its product Protease-associated (PA) RING/U-box zinc finger family protein. NCBI's taxonomy places the organism in Eukaryota, Viridiplantae, Streptophyta, Magnoliopsida, Brassicales, Brassicaceae. The coding region runs from base 29 to 985 and encodes 318 amino acids. The record is from RefSeq and is marked reviewed. Gene Ontology annotation, cellular component: cytoplasm; endomembrane system; protein storage vacuole membrane. The transcript is spliced from 4 exons.
UUCGACUAAAACUGAGAGAAAGCAUAUCAUGAACUAUAGUUGGAUUACAAUCAUGUCUCUGUUGGUAAUUUGUAAGCUGGCUUCGGCGAAAGUAGUGUUGAUCGGGAAAAACACAAUUCUAUCCUUUGAUGAUGUCGAGGCAACUUUCACUCCAAUUGUUAGAAACUCGGGGGAAUGUGGAAUUUUGUACGUUGCAGAGCCUCUUGAGGCAUGCUCGGAUAUAACCAACAUGGCGGAAAAAAGAUCAAAGUAUAGGUCCUCUUAUGUAUUGAUCGUCCUUGGUGGCUGUAGUUUUGAGGAAAAGGUUAGAAAGGCGCAGAAAGCUGGAUACAAAGCUGCGAUUGUCUAUAACGAUGGAUAUGAUGAGCUCUUAGUACCUAUGGCAGGAAAUUCAUCUGGUGUGGAUAUACAUGGCUUGCUUGUUACAAGAGCAUCAGGGGAGGUGCUUAAAGGGUACGCGGAUCAAGACGAGAUGAAGCUUUGGCUCAUCCCGGGAUUCGGGAUUUCAUCUUGGUCCAUCAUGGGUAUUACAUUCAUAUCUUUACUCGCCAUGUCUGCUAUUCUAGCCACUUGUUUCGUUGUCCGUAGGCAUCAAAUUAGACAGAGUGUGAGGGAUUUACCACAUGGUGGCCAAGGACUUUCUUGUAUGCCAAGAGACUUGUUGCAAAGCAUGCCGACUGAAGUAUAUAGCGGUGUUCUUGAAGAAAGUUCAACUUCGGUUACUUGUGCUAUAUGUAUCGAUGAUUAUUGCGUUGGUGAAAAACUCCGAAUCCUACCUUGCAAACACAAAUAUCAUGCGGUGUGUAUCGAUUCUUGGCUCGGACGUUGUAGAUCCUUUUGUCCGGUUUGUAAACAAAAUCCAAGAACAGGAAAUGAUGUUCCACCAGCAUCAGAAACAACACCUCUGAUUUCUCCUAGCCCGAACUCUAUUACUUCACUACAAUCGUUUUAUGAUCUACCAAUAGUUGUCAGAGUAUAUCUGUAAGUACCUCAUUAUAUGUCAGGAACGCAUUUGCCCAAAGAUAUGCAAUUAGAGAGCCAAAAGGAUUUAUAAAUAAAA